Orbicella faveolata is the source of this 1558-nucleotide messenger RNA. Its product is annotated as putative E3 ubiquitin-protein ligase HECTD4. Gene Ontology annotation, biological process: glucose homeostasis. Lineage: Eukaryota; Metazoa; Cnidaria; Anthozoa; Scleractinia; Merulinidae. The record is from RefSeq and is a predicted model, not a curated record. Gene Ontology annotation, molecular function: ubiquitin-protein transferase activity.
GGACAGGUACAAGUAUGCUAUCCUUUCAAAUGCUGGCUUAGGAAAAUGUCCAUUCAUACAUACAUGUAAUUAGUCUGCAGCUUUAGGAUGGUGACAUGUUACAGGUUAUCAAAUGUAUUUUUCCUUUUCUUAUUGUACUUACUAUUCUUGCAGCUAAAACUGUGCAAGAUCUGCUUGACCCAGCGGAAGCUUCAUCAUCCUUAGCCCACCACAUUACAUUCCUCUGCCGACGACUGGAUGCUAAGAUACGGGUGGCUUUGAUAGAAAACGAUUCUGACAUUCCACUGCAUGACUCGACUGAUUCUUAUAACCCAUUACUGAGCCUCAUCUGCAAUGUACUAAAUACUGCCAUAAGCGAAGGCCAGCAUGAUGUAACAAUAGCCAUGCUAGUUGCACUGCAAACUCUUAUGAGGCAAGCAAGUGCUGGCUGGGCCAAACUAGAUGACAGUGCUGUUAAGGACACAAGGCUACUUCUGUGGAAACUGAUAAACACAGCAAUUGGUACUGUUGGAGCUGAAGUGCAGCUGGAGGUCUGCAACGUGUUAAAAGCUGGCCUGGAAGUGUUUUAUCCCAAUGCAGUGGAAAGGAGUACUCUACUGAUGCUUCUACUGUCUGAAGGGGAAUCCACAUCCAACAUGGGACCAUUGCUGGAUUUGUUACUCACUAAUUUAGCUGAGGACAUAUUGAGUGUCGAUCCUGGAGUGACUGUAAAAGAAAGGCUAGCUGUAGAUGUGGUGUUUGCAGCCCUCAAAGUGUGUGUCAAAGAGUCCAGUAACAUGAUACUCCAAUGUGGCAGUAUGGAUGAUGAGGCAUUUCAAUCACUUGUGGCCAAGCAUCCAGACCUUUCUCCAGUCCUACAAUAUCUUACAGCUGUCUUUAUCACAAGCUGGAGGGAUGUCGUACUCUCUGAUGAACAGGGGUCAGCUGUUAGAGUAGAUGAGGUUGGUUCCGUUUUAUAUUUCCGCCAAGUUGUACGUAUAUCAAAAAAUAGUAUGAAGAGACGGCAGCAUUUGACGGGUCGUUUUGUUGCUACAGUGGAAUGUCAAUUUAACGAACCUUUAUAUAACGAAGCGGCCAAAGUUACAGGUAAACGCAUGUGGCAGAACCUCAAUUUAACGAACCUCGAUAUAACAUAGAGGGUCCAACAUACGUUUGGCGGGAUGCGGAAAGAGAGAAAAAAUGGAGGCGUGAUGCGAAACGACAGAAAUUUUAAUAGCGGGAUGCGGGAUAAAAAUACUACUACGGGAGCAGAAUUUGCCCUGUUUGACAGGGAGGAUGCGGGUUUUCAAAUUGACGGCGGGAUACGGGAUGAAAAAACGAAAAUCACACGUCACGGACAUUACGCGGAGAACUGCAACUCUAACCAGGCGGGAUCGGGAUAAACAUUCCAAAUUGUGCUAGAUUGCGGGAUUGCACCGAAAAUUGUGGCGGGUCGCGGAACUGAAGUAGCUUACAAUGCAACCUCAAUAUUUAGCUUCUUGAUAAAAACGUCAAUUUCCAAAGGCCCAGACGAGGGUCAGACAAGAGCCAUUUUCAACUCGCUGGUGGGAGGAUUAAA